Silurus meridionalis is the source of this 11867-nucleotide messenger RNA. RefSeq names its product dynein axonemal heavy chain 3-like. Gene Ontology annotation, molecular function: ATP binding; ATP hydrolysis activity; minus-end-directed microtubule motor activity. Lineage: Eukaryota; Metazoa; Chordata; Actinopteri; Siluriformes; Siluridae. The record is from RefSeq and is a predicted model, not a curated record. Gene Ontology annotation, cellular component: dynein complex. Gene Ontology annotation, biological process: microtubule-based movement.
AUGACAGUGUGUACAGUACGGACGGUGCAGGUGGACCACCACAACUCCCACAUUUAUCUUCCCAGUCAGAUGUUCUGUUUCAACAAGGAAGAUGAAGAAACGAACUUACAGAUCACACAGCCUUUAACUCCAGACCAGCAGCUGUUCAUCAUGUACACUCAGGAGGAUCUGGAAAAGAAGAACCUGGCAGAUCCCACUCCAUCUGAGUUAGAGAGGUACAUGUACUACAUCAUUAAGGGUCUUCAUGAGGAUGUGGUCGCUCCUCAACCUUCUCACCACAUCACCAACAUCCUUAAGCUCCUUCCUGACUGUUUACACAGCAAGCCAAUGCUGCAGACGCUUCUGGAGGAAGUGAAGCUCGGCUUUAAUUUCAGUAUCCGCAAAAGCAUCGUGGAUUACAUCCUGAUGGACGAGCAGCAGCGGAAGAGGCUGUCCAUCUCCAGCGUUCCUCAUCCGUUUCCUCGGCGUGUGAUCCGUGCCCCGGUCCCCUGGUCUCAAACCUACAGACACGCCCACAGCUGGUGUACACAACAUCUUUUCACCACCAAUCACAUCAUGCACCAACUGCAGGAACUCUGGGACGGUAAUGACUUUGUUGAGUGUUAUGAUGAGUUGCGUUACACUCAGUAUUCACUCCUGUUGGUGAAGCUGAAGGUGGAGUGUAUCCUGUUCCCUGAGCUGCAGAAGAAGUGUUUAAUGCUGUCGGUCAGACAGGACGAGUCGUUAGUGAUGGACCUGCUCAGUCGAGCCACAAUCAUCUACCAGAGGAACACUGUAGGCCCACACAGGUAUCUGAGCGUUUAUAAUAAAUACACUGAUCUGCUGGACCACUCAGCCAGACAGGACGUUCUCUCGUUCCUCCAGGAGAAACACUCUCUCCAGGGCUUUGUCAAAAAGAUCGAGGGGUUGAACACCGUGGGGAAUGAGAUCUCAUCUCUGCGCGUGACCGUUCCUCUCUCGCUUUUCUGCCUUGAGGCUGUGAAGCUCCACAAGGAACUGUGUGACCAUGUGGAGAGCCUGAAACACCUGCUCAUCAGCUACGAGCUGGAGGAGAACCGACAACUCAACCGGAGUAUCUGUCAGCGGUACCAGCAGAUUUUGAACACAGUGAUGAGUGUACCAGGCAGUACAGAAGAACUCGUGGAGCUCAGUCAGUUCCUGAAACACACGAGUGAUGUGAGCGUACACACACUGCGGGAUGAAAUCAGCGAAGCAGCCAGACGACUAAACUUCCUGCUGGACUACGCCACUCUCACUGGUGAUGAUAUUAAGCUGAACAGCAGAGUGUUUCAUUGGCCUGAGCAGAUCUGUAAUGUGUGUGAGGUCCAUAAAGACAAACUGAACAAAGAGAGAGAACAUGUUGAGGACCAACUGCACAAGAGGAUCAAAAAGCUGGAACACACACUGCAGUGUGUAUCUAAAGACAUGGAUGUGUUUAGGAAGAAAGAAGUGAUGAGUGUGGAGGAAAUGAAGAGCAACAUGGAGAAACUCGGCGAGAUCACGGCAUGCCUGGAGAAUGCCACCAAUCAGCUUGAGUACAUUCAUAAAGAGCAGUGCUUGUUGGAGAAAGAGCAGACCCAGUUCCCCUUACUGCAGACCAUCAUUACCAACAAACAGCCAUAUGAUCAGCUGUGGAGCACAGCCCUCAACUUUUACACCAAAUCAGAUGGCUGGAUGAAUGGUCCCUUUAUGCAGCUGAAUGCAGAGCAGAUCUCAGAUGAUCUCUCUAACAUGUACAGGAACAUGUACAAGCUGGCGAAGGUCUUCUCCGAGGUCGCAGCUCCACGCAGAGUGGCCGAGAGCUUUCGCUCCAAAAUCGAUAGGUUCAAGCAGCAUCUCCCCGUCCUGAGCACCAUCUGUAAUCCGGGCAUUAAAGAUCGUCACUGGGAGAAGAUCUGCAGCAUUGUGGGAUUCGACGUGAAGCCAGACGCAGAUACAUCCCUCCACAGCAUGCUGGAGCUCGGCCUGCACAACUACACCGAUAAGUUAGAGGAGAUCAGUGCAUCUGCCAGCAAGGAAUAUUCCCUGGAAAAAGCUUUAGAGAAGAUGAAGAACGAGUGGAGUGAACUCCGGUUUGGCUUCUCACAAUACAGAGACACGGGUACAAGUGUUGUCUCUGCAGUGGAUGACAUCCAGGUGUUAUUGGAUGAUCACAUCAUUAAGACCCAAACAAUAAAGGGAUCUCCAUUCAUCAAACCCAUUGAGGCAGAGUGCAAGCAAUGGGAGGAGAAGCUGCUGCUGGUGCAGGAGAUCCUGGAUGCUAUGCUGAAGUGUCAGUGCUCUUGGCUCUACCUGGAGCCCAUCUUCAGCUCGGAGGACAUCAUCACCCAGAUGCCCGAGGAAGGCCGCAAGUUCAGCACGGCCGACGCCUUCUGGAGGAACAUCAUCUCUGAAGCGUUGAAGGACACGCGUGUGUUAGUGGUCACAGCUCAGCCCAACAUGCUGGAACACCUGCAGCAGUCCAACACUUACCUGGAGGAAAUUCAGCGUGGUCUGAACACAUACCUGGAGGAAAAAAGACUCUACUUUCCCAGGUUCUUCUUCCUCUCUAACGAUGAGCUUUUGGAGAUCCUGUCUGAGACCAAGGAUCCUCAGCGAGUUCAGCCCCACCUGAAGAAGUGCUUUGAGGGAAUCGCAAAGCUGGAGUUCACAGAAGAGCUCAAGAUUACCGGAAUGAUCAGCUCAGAGCGAGAAACCGUCCCCUUCACAGAGCCCAUUCACCCUGCCAAGGCCAAGGGCAUGGUUGAGAAGUGGCUCCUGGAGGUGGAGCAGACAAUGAUGAAGAGUGUGAGAAAUGUUAUACAAAGUGGGUUAGAGAAGUAUCCUGAGGUCCCUAGAAAGAAGUGGGUGUUGCAGUGGCCUGGGCAGGUGGUGAUUUGUGCUUCCUCCAUUUUUUGGACCAGUGAGGUUUCAAACGCAAUACAGAACAAUACACUGCCUGCGUACGUGGAGCAGUGUAAUGCCCAGAUUACAGACAUUGUGGAGCUGGUCAGGGGGAAACUUUCAGGAGGAGCUCGACUCACCCUGGGAGCUCUAACUGUUAUAGAUGUGCAUGCACGUGACGUGGUGGUGAAGCUGGCCGAGGAUGGCGUAUCCUCUCUAAAUGACUUCCAGUGGAUUUCCCAGCUGAGGUAUUACUGGGAGGAAAGAGACGUCAUACUGAGGAUGAUCACCACUGAGGUCACAUACGGAUACGAGUACCUGGGGAACUCAACACGACUCGUCAUCACGCCGCUCACUGACCGCUGCUACAGGACCUUAAUGGGAGCUCUGAAGCUGAAUCUGGGAGGAGCUCCAGAGGGACCUGCAGGAACAGGAAAAACAGAGACAACCAAAGACCUAGCCAAGGCUCUGGCCAAACAGUGUGUGGUGUUUAAUUGUUCAGAUGGUCUGGACUAUAAAGCGAUGAGUAAAUUCUUUAAAGGUUUGGCUCAGUCUGGAGCGUGGGCCUGCUUUGAUGAGUUCAACCGCAUUGAGGUGGAGGUGUUAUCAGUGGUGGCUCAGCAAGUGUUGAGUAUUCAGCAGGCCAUAAUGAAGAACCUGAAGCGUUUCAUGUUUGAGGGAACCGAACUCUCACUGAACCCAACCUGCUGCGUGUUCAUCACCAUGAACCCCGGAUAUGCUGGCCGAGCGGAGCUGCCUGAUAACCUUAAAGCUCUGUUCCGUACAGUAGCAAUGAUGGUGCCGGAUUAUGCACUGAUUGGUGAAAUAUCCCUCUACUCCAUGGGCUUCCUUCAGUCACGCAGUUUGGCACAGAAGAUCGUAGCGACGUAUCGCCUGUGUUCGGAGCAGCUCUCGUCCCAGCACCACUAUGAUUACGGCAUGCGAGCCGUCAAAUCGGUUCUGACUGCAGCAGGGAACCUCAAAAUCAAAUUCCCUCAGGAGGACGAGAGCGUGCUGUUACUCAGAGCGCUGAUGGACGUCAACAUGGCCAAAUUCCUCGCACAGGACGUCCCUCUAUUUCAGGGUAUAAUAUCAGACCUUUUUCCCGGUGUGGUUUUGCCAAAGCCUGAUUAUGAGUUACUGCUUUCAGCGCUGCAUAAGAACAUCAUCAAACUUAAACUGCAGCCUGUUCCCUGGUUCAUUAGCAAGAUUAUACAAGUGUAUGAGAUGAUGCUGGUGAGGCAUGGUUUUAUGAUUGUUGGUGAACCACUUGGAGGGAAAACAUCUGCAUAUAAAGUUUUAGCAGGAGCUCUAAAAAACCUUUAUGAAGGAGGUCUGAUGGAGGAGUUUGCAGUAGAUUUCCGUAUCAUUAACCCCAAGGCCAUCACCAUGGGGCAGCUGUACGGCUGUUUCGACCCGGUGAGUCACGAGUGGAGCGACGGCGUCUUGGCCACAGCUUUCCGGGAGCAGGCACAGUCUACAGCCGAAAACCGCCAGUGGAUCGUGUUCGACGGGCCGAUCGAUGCCGUGUGGAUCGAAAACAUGAACACCGUCCUGGAUGACAACAAAAAGUUGUGUUUGAUGAGCGGUGAGAUUAUCCAGAUGAGCCCUAAAAUGAGCUUGAUCUUUGAGCCAGCUGACCUGGAGCAGGCCUCACCGGCUACUGUCAGCAGGUGUGGUAUGAUCUACAUGGAGCCUCAUCAGCUAGGCUGGACUCCACUGAGAGACUCUUACAUGGACACACUGCCUGACAGCCUGUCACCAGAACACCAUGAAUUAAUUGUGGAUCUAUUUGAUUGGCUAGUGCAACCGUGUCUGAACUUCAUUUUUCAUAAUUGCCGCUUCCUGGUGCAAACUUCACCCAUCCACCUCACCUACAGCCUCAUGCGCCUGUACUCCUGUCUGCUCGAUGAGAUUGCUGCAGCUGGUCAGGAGGGGGCGGAGCCGCUGUCCAGCCAGCAGGUGAUCAUGUGGCUGCAGGGCCUGUUUUUAUUCGCUGUGGUGUGGACGGUCGGUGGGACUAUCAACGGAGACAGCAGGAAGAAGUUUGAUGUCUUCUACAGGAAUCUGCUUGCAGGAACUGUGGAGGAACAUCCGAGACCCACAAGUGUGAAGCUUACAAAGAACAACAUCUUUCCAGAAAGAGGUUCUUUGUAUGAUUAUUAUUUUAUUAAGCAGGGAUCAGGACAGUGGAACACAUGGACCGAAUCCAUCAGCAAAAAUAAAAGCACCAUACCACCUGGAGCAAAUGUUUCUGAUCUGAUUGUUCCCACCAUGGAGACGGCACGCCAGUUCUUCUUUUUGAGGACCUACCUGUCCCACCAGGUGCCCCUGCUCUUCAUUGGGCCUACAGGAACUGGCAAAUCCAUCAUCAGUUCUAACUUCUUGAUGUCUCUGCCAAAAGAGCAAUACACACCAAACUGCCUGAACUUCUCCGCCCGAACCUCUGCCAACCAGGUGCAGGAUAUCAUCAUGGCCAAGCUGGAGCGACGGCGCAGAGGCGUGUUUGGACCACCACCGGGGAAGAAGUGUGUCGUCUACGUGGAUGACCUGAACAUGCCUGCGAAGGAGGUUUAUGGCGCUCAGCCCCCCAUCGAGCUGCUGCGCCAGUGGCUUGAUCAUCAGCACUGGUAUGACAAGAAGGACACGUCCAGGCUGGACAUUGUAGAUGUACUGUUCAUCUCCGCCAUGGGGCCACCUGGUGGAGGGAGGAAUGACAUCACAGGACGUUUUACACGUCAUCUCAACAUUGUCUCUAUCGACUCGUUUGAUGAUGAGACUCUCAGUAAGAUCUUCACCUCCAUCACUGACUGGCACUUCAGCACAGGAUUUAAUGCCUCCUACAGCAGACUGGGAAAGAUCCUGGUUCAGGCCACCAUGGCGGUGUAUAAGGAUGCGAUGGAGAGCUUCCUGCCUACUCCUUCUAAAUCUCACUACAUAUUCAACCUCAGAGACUUCGCCAGGGUUGUGAAAGGUGUGCUGCUGUGCCCACACACACACAUGCAGGAUGGUGAUAAACUGAUCAGGCUGUGGGUCCAUGAGGUGUACCGCGUCUUUUACGAUCGUCUGAUUGACAGUGAGGACAGAAAGACCUUCUUCAACAUCGUCCGAGAGAGAACAUCUGCCUACUUCAAACAAACCCUGGAUAAGCUCCUGUGCUAUCUCUCUCCAAGUGGCAAAGUGACGGAUGAGACCAUCAGAUCUCUGUUUUUUGGUGACUAUGCCUCACCGGACUCAGACCCCAACAGGACCUAUGAUGAGAUCCGAGAUCUUCACUCCCUCAGCAGCAUUAUGGAACAUCACCUGCAGGAGUUUAACAACAUGAGCACAGCCCCCAUGAGCCUCGUCAUGUUCCAGUUCGCCAUCGAGCACAUCUCCCGCAUCUGCCGCGUGCUGAAGCAGGACAACGGCCACUUGCUCCUUGUGGGCAUCGGAGGAUCCGGUCGCAGCAGUGCCGCCAAACUCGCCACCUUCAUCAGCCAGUACGAGCUCUUCCAGAUCGAGCUAACCAAGAACUACGGCAGGACCGAAUGGAGGGACGACCUGAAGCGUGUUCUGACCAAGGCCGGAGUCGAUGGGAAAAAGACCACAUUUCUCUUAGGGGAUGGACAGAUGAAGGACGAGAUGUUCGUGGAGGACGUUAACACGCUUCUGAACACUGGAGACGUGCCCAACAUGUUUGCUCAGGAUGAGCGCGCUGAACUGAUAGAGAAGAUGCAGAGCGUGGCCAAGAUCGAGGGACGGAAGAUUGACGCCACUCCACUGUCUAUGUACAACUUCUUCAUCGACAAGGUCAAGGAGAACCUGCAUAUUGUUCUGGCAAUGAGUCCGAUCGGCAGCGCGUUUCGAAACCGUCUGCGCAUGUUCCCGUCUCUGAUUAACUGCUGCACGAUCGACUGGUUCCAGGCAUGGCCUACAGACGCACUGGAGAUGGUCGCUAACAAAUUCCUGGAAGAUGUGAAGCUGGAGAUGCACAUCAGGACAGAGGUGGUGGAGAUGUGUAAGACAUUUCAAGAGAGUGCGCAGAAGCUCUCAGAGCAGUAUUACUCACAGAUGCGCAGGCAUAACUACGUCACUCCCACCUCCUACCUGGAGCUGAUCCUCACCUUUAAGACCCUUCUGAAGGCCAAGCGCAGUGAAGUGGACAUGUUCAGGAACCGCUACCUGGUUGGUUUGGACAAACUCAACUUCGCUGCUUUACAGGUGGCAGUGAUGCAGCAGGAACUGACCGCUCUUCAGCCUGAGCUGAUCCGUACCUCAGCUGAGACAGACAAGAUGAUGGUGAAGAUCGAGAAGGAGACGUUAGAGGUGGAUGCUAAGAAAGAGCUCGUCGCCGCUGAUGAGAAAGUAGCCAACAAAGCUGCAUCAGCUGCCAAAUCCAUUAAGGACGAGUGUGAGGGAGAUCUUGCGGAGGCAAUGCCCGCUCUGGAGGCAGCUCUUUCUGCUCUGGAUACACUAAAACCUUCUGAUAUCACAGUAGUGAAGUCCAUGCAGAACCCUCCUAAUCCUGUUAAACUCGUCAUGGAGUCCAUCUGCGUAAUGAAGGGCAUCAAACCCGAGAGGAAACCCGAUCCAGGAGGUUCUGGUAAGAUGAUUGAGGAUUACUGGGGUCCAUCCAAGAAACUGCUGGGGGACAUGAAGUUUCUGGAAAACCUAAAAGCCUUUGACAAAGACAACAUCCCCGCCACCAACAUCAAGAAGAUCCGUGAGAAGUUUAUCGACAAUCCUGAUUUUCAACCGGUGCUGAUCAAAAACGUUUCAUCUGCCUGUGAGGGUUUGUGCAAGUGGGUCCGGGCCAUUGAGGUGUACGAAUGUGUGGCCAAAGUGGUGGCUCCAAAGAAAGAGAGGCUCAGCAAGGCAGAGGAAGAGCUGGCUAUUCAAAUGAAGACUCUUGGCAUGAAACGUGGUGAGCUGAAAGCUGUGGAGGACCGUCUGAGCUCUCUGAAUGACACAUUUGCAGAGAUGAUGCAGAAAAAAAAGGACCUGGAAGACAAUAUAGAACUGUGCUCACAGAAACUAAUCCGGGCUGAGAAGCUGAUCGGUGGACUGGGAGGAGAGAAGGACAGGUGGACAGAGGCAGCUCGACUCCUGGGAAUUAAGUACACCAAUCUGACUGGGGAUGUGCUCCUUUCUUCAGCCACAGUGUCGUACCUGGGGGCAUUUACUGUGGAUUACCGAGUGGAAUGCCAGCAGGAGUGGCAUCAAAUUUGCAUGAAAAGGAAAGUACCAUGUUCUAAAGACUUCACACUUAGCAAUACUCUUGGCAAUCAGGUCCUGAUCCGGGCAUGGCACAUCGCUGGGUUACCUGUAGACUCUUUCUCCACAGACAAUGGCAUCAUUGUGUCAAAUUCCCGUCGCUGGCCACUUAUGAUAGACCCCCAGGGACAGGCCAACAGGUGGAUCAAGAACAUGGAGAGGGCCAACAAAUUGGCCAUCAUCAAGCUUUCCGAUAGCAACUAUGUACGAACCUUAGAAAAUGCCAUCCAGUUUGGAACUGCUGUCCUCCUGGAGAACGUGGGUGAGGAGCUGGAUGCUCUUCUAGAGCCAGUUCUCCUGAAGCAAACAUUCAAACAGCAAGGUGUAGAAUACCUAAAGCUGGGUGAGAACAUAAUUGAAUAUUCCCAAGAAUUUCGGUUCUAUAUGACCACAGGCUUGAGGAACCCACACUACUUGCCUGAAGUGGCCGUGAAGGUGUGUUUGCUGAAUUUUAUGAUAACACCACUCGGGCUUCAAGACCAGCUUCUCGGUAUUGUUGCUGCAAAAGAAAAACCAGAACUGGAGGAAAAGAAAAACCAACUCAUCCUGGAGAGUGCAGCCAACACCAAGCAGCUUAAAGAGAUCGAGGACCAGAUCUUGGAGGUUCUCUCCUCAUCCCAAGGAAACAUCCUGGAAGAUGAGACAGCUAUCAAAGUGCUAUCGUCCUCCAAGGUUCUGUCCGAGGAGAUCUCGGACAAGCAGAAGAUUGCAAGUGAAACAGAGCAGGAGAUUGACAAGACGAGGAUGGGAUAUCGCCCUGUGGCUGAACACUCAUCCAUCCUGUUCUUUUGCAUCUCUGAGCUGGCCAACAUUGAGCCAAUGUACCAAUACUCGCUCACAUGGUUUAUCGGUCUCUAUCUUCAAUCCAUCGUUCAAAGUGCAGCAAGUGAAGAACUAUCUACUCGCAUUGAUAACAUCUUGGAGCACUUCACUGUCAGCAUCUAUAACAACAUAUGCCGCUCGCUCUUUGAGAAGGACAAGCUGCUCUUCUCACUGCUUCUUACUGUUGGAAUUAUGCAGGGCAAAGGUCAAAUCAAUGAUCUCAUGUGGCGCUUCCUGCUCACUGGAGGUGUUGCACUUGACAACCCACAUCCAAACCCUGCUCCUGAGUGGCUGUCAGACAAAGCGUGGUCAGAGGUGGUUCGAGCCUCAAAGCUUCCAAACCUUGAAGGUUUCUAUGAAGAUGUGCAUGAGAACAUGGCUGAGUGGAAAAAGGUCUACGACUCCAGCCGGCCACAUGAGGCACCUUUCCCAGGCAAAUGCCACACCCUGGUGGGCAUGGAGCGUAUGGCAGUUCUGCGCUGCUUCCGGCCUGAUAAACUUGUUCCUGCAAUGCAGCAGUUCAUUGUGGAGAACAUGGGACAGACCUACAUCGAACCGCCGACUUUCGACCUGGAAAAAAGUUACAGUGACUCCAAUUGCUGCUCGCCGCUAAUCUUUAUACUCUCACCUGGGUCAGAUCCCACUGCAGUGUUGUUGAAGUUUGCAGAAGACAUGAAUAUGGGGGGCAGUAAGACCCAGGCUGUGUCCCUCGGUCAAGGGCAGGGCCCUGUCGCUGAAGGCAUUAUCAACUCUGCCCGUAGCAAUGGAACAUGGGUUGUCCUACAAAACUGUCACCUAGCAACAAGCUGGAUGCCAACGCUUGAGAAGAUUUGUGAGGAGGUGAUUACACCUGAGAACACACACCCGAAUUUCAGACUGUGGCUGACCAGUUACCCAUGCGAGAAGUUUCCAGUCAGUAUCCUGCAGAAUGGAGUAAAGAUGACUAACGAGCCUCCUAAAGGUCUGAGAGCAAACCUGCUGCGCUCCUACCUCUCAGACCCACUGUGUGACCCCACCUUCUUCAACAGCUCCACCAAACCCCACGCCUGGAGGAAGCUGCUGUUUGGCCUCUGCUCUUUCCAUGCUCUUGUCCAGGAGAGGAGAACCUACGGCCCGCUAGGUUGGAACAUCCCGUACGAGUUUAAUGAGUCGGAUCUGAGGAUCAGCAUGAGGCAGAUUCAGAUGUUCCUGGAUGAGUAUGAGGAGAUCCCUCUCGAAGCACUCACUUACUUGACUGGUGAGUGUAAUUAUGGUGGUCGGGUGACAGAUGAUAAGGAUCGCAGGCUCCUGCUCUCACUGCUCUCCACCUUCUACAGCCCUGAGCUCAUCCAGCAGGACAGAUACAGAGUGUGUGAAGGAGACAUGUACUACGUACCACCGCAUGGACCGUACCAGAGUUACAUCGACUACAUCCGCAGCCUGCCAAUCACAGCCGAACCUGGGGUAUUCGGUCUCCACGGCAACGCCGACAUCACCAAGGACAACCAGGAGACCAAUCAACUUUUAAACGGAGUGUUACUCACCCUGCCUAGGCAAAUGGGGGGCGGGGCCAAAUCUCCUCAGGAAGUUGUAGAUGAGUUAGCAGAGGACAUCAUGUCAAAGCUACCUCCAGAUUUCAACAUUGAGAAGGUGAUGUCUAAGUAUCCAGUGAUGUAUGAGGAGUCCAUGAACACAGUACUGAGGCAGGAGAUCAUCCGCUUUAACAGGUUGACUGAGGUGGUUCGCAGCAGCCUGGUGGAUAUCCGGAAGGCUCUGAAGGGGCAGGUGGUGAUGUCUUCAGAGCUGGAGAACGUUUUUAACAGCAUGCUGGUGGGAAAGGUUCCAGCCACGUGGGCCGCUAAAUCUUACCCUUCACUCAAACCUCUCGGCAGCUACGUCUCUGACCUGCUGUCCAGACUAAACUUCCUACAGGAGUGGAUCGAUAACGGACCCCCGGCUGUGUUCUGGCUCUCAGGGUUCUACUUCACACAGUCCUUCCUCACUGGAGUGUCUCAGAAUUUCGCACGUAAAUACACCAUCCCUAUCGACUGCAUCGGCUUUGAGUUUGAGGUGAUGAAGCAGGGGGAUGAGAUGGAGGUGAAGCCCAGGGAUGGGGCGUACAUUCACGGUUUAUUCCUGGAGGGCGCUCGGUGGGAUCGGGAGCGAAUGCUGAUUGGAGAAUCGCUUCCCAAAAUCCUUUUGACGCUACCUAUCAUCUGGCUGAAGCCUGGAGAGAGCAGCAGGUUCCUGCACGAGAGCAUGUACGAGUGUCCCGUGUACAAAACCAGUGCGAGGAGAGGCACAUUGUCCACCACCGGACACUCCACCAACUACGUCCUGCCCAUCGAGCUGCCCUCAGACCGCCCUCAGAAACACUGGAUCAACCGCGGCGUCGCUGCGCUCUGUCAGCUGGACGACUGAGUACAUACACACACACACACACACACACACACACACACACACACACACACACACAAAACCACUACGAACAAAUUCAUCAUAUGGAUUAGAGCACACAUUUAUACAAACACUUAUACACCAUAGUAACAUGUUUAAAAGAUUGGGGCUAAUAAACAUCCUGUUUGGGGUUAAUAAGCUUCCUGUCUUUUGCUUUCAUUUACUUCCAUUAACGUUUUCUGCAACACUUUCUGACCAAUCACAAUCCAGAAUUCAACAGCAGUGUAAAUAUCACAUAUAGUAUUCGGGAAAUACUCUGCCAUCAGCACUGAUACUAAACAUAAGGUCAUAUGAUAAAAACAAUAAAAGCAUAUGGUGUUGAGUUUCAGGGUGUGGGUGAAAAACAGCUACCGUACACUAGAGUUAAACACCAACCCAUCUGAGAGAUUAAACUGAAGUCUGGCUGCAUUCCUCACACCAGUGUACAGCUACAACACCUCCAGCAUCUCUGCUAUAUCCUUCACUUCAAA